AUGUUACGCGUAUUUUCUCCUUUGGUUUCCUCUCUCAUUCAUUUUGGCGUUUACAGAUUUUCUGUCUUUACUUUGUCUCUUCGGCUUCUUUAUUUGUUCGCAUUCUUUUGCGUUUUGACUUCUUUCUCUUUUUCUCUUUAUAAGUUUUCUCUCCUUUUUCUUUCUUUUUCAUACUCUUCCUCUCUCCUCCAAUCUCAAGUGCUUCUUCUUUUCCCCCCCCCAUUAUUGUUUUCUUUAUUUUCUCUAUUUCAUCAUCAUCAUCAUCAUCAUCAUCAUUUUCUCUUCCUUGGCUCUGUCAUCACUAUCGCCCACUUCUAUUCUUUGAUAUUCUCUCACUUCUUUCAUUCUCCAUCUUUUUCUACUCCCCCCUCAUCUACUUUCCUCUUCUUUCUCUUCGUUUCUCCAUCCAACAACUUCAUCCUUCUCUCUCUUUCAUCUCCAUUUUUUUUUUCUUUUACUGUUUCUUUUUCUCUUCACCGUUUUCUUUCCUUGCUUUGUUGGUUCAUUUUUUUUUCUUCCCUUAUCAAUGUCUCCUCUUCACCUUUUCUUUUCAUUCCUCUUUGUUCAAUUCUUCUUUUCUUCUUCUUCUUCUUCUUCUUCUUCUUCUUCUUCUUCUUCUUCUUCUUCCGUUGUUCAUUGUUUUAG
Molecule: messenger RNA, 645 nt
Organism: Acanthosepion pharaonis
Lineage: Eukaryota; Metazoa; Mollusca; Cephalopoda; Sepiida; Sepiidae
Source: the annotation of a GenBank genome assembly